Colletotrichum higginsianum IMI 349063 is the source of this 204-nucleotide messenger RNA. RefSeq lists its product as uncharacterized. Lineage: Eukaryota; Fungi; Ascomycota; Sordariomycetes; Glomerellales; Glomerellaceae. The record is from RefSeq and is a predicted model, not a curated record. Bases 1 to 204 code for a protein of 67 amino acids. The transcript has 2 exons.
AUGAACAAACAUCUCUCUUUUAAAGGAGUCAGAAGGCUUCUAAGGGACCGUAAACAAGCAACUCGGCGCUUCGACCAACCACACUCAUUUCCUUCCCAUAGCCACCCAGUGCAAUCCAGCCACCCAUUCAACACAAAAUGCGUUUGCUUGGAAAUCCCUGUAGCUGAUUUAGAGCGUUCCGAAGCCGUUUUCCCCAGUUCAUAA